Molecule: messenger RNA, 1792 nt
Organism: Oryza sativa Japonica Group (Japanese rice)
Lineage: Eukaryota; Viridiplantae; Streptophyta; Magnoliopsida; Poales; Poaceae
Product: amino acid transporter ANT1
Biological process (GO): amino acid transmembrane transport
Cellular component (GO): vacuolar membrane
Molecular function (GO): L-amino acid transmembrane transporter activity
Source: RefSeq, a predicted model, not a curated record
ACAGUCGACAACAAGACCAGAAUAAUCCGGUGGAAAAAAAAACACUUUCUUCGCCACCACACACGUUUUUUUUGUCGCUGUCAACAGCAUCAGCGUCCCCGCCACCUACCGAUCAUCAUCCUCAUCCUCGCGCCAAACCAAAACCUACGUGUCACUCGUCGUCAAGCUCUCCACGAUUUUGCAACGUUUUUUUGAGCUCAAAAGAUUGGUUGAUUGAUUGCUUUGGUUGUUGGUUGGGUAGAGUCGUCGCCGGAGUUCAUGGGGGCUGAGGCGAAGGCGCCGCUGCUGGAGGGGAGGAGGGGCGCGACGCCGGCGCAGACGCUGGGCAACAUCGUCGUCUCCAUCGUCGGCACCGGCGUGCUCGGCCUCCCCUACGCCUUCCGCACCUCCGGCUGGCUCGCCGGAGCUCUCGGCGUCGCCGGCGCCGGCGCCGCCACCUUCUACUGCAUGCUCCUCCUUCUGGAUUGCAGAGACAAGCUACGGGAGCAAGAAGAGGUGGAUCACGACGGCAACUACACCUAUGGCGACCUCGGCGAGAAAUGCUUCGGCGCCAUUGGGAGAUACUUCACCGAGGUCACCAUCAUCCUCUCCCAGACCGGCGGCUCCGUCGCCUACCUCGUCUUCAUCGGCCAGAACAUCUGCUCCGUCUUCCCCACCACCGCCGCCGGCGGCGAGGAGCCGCCGCGUCGCGUGUCGCCGGCAGCCGUCGUCCUCGCCGUGCUCCUGCCGGCCGAGGCGGCGCUCUCCUUCAUCCGCUCGCUGUCGUCGCUGGCGCCGUUCAGCAUCCUCGCCGACGCGUGCACCGUCCUCGCCGUGGCCACCGUCGUCAGGGAGGACGUCCAGCUCCUCGCCGGCCGCGGCGGGAGCCCAUUCCAGGGGCGGAGCGCCCUCGCGGGGCUCUGGGGCGUCCCGUUCGCCUGCGGCGUCGCCGUGUUCUGCUUCGAGGGGUUCUGCCUGACGCUGGCGCUGGAGGCGUCCAUGUCCGACCGGAGGAGGUUCCGCCCCGUGCUCCUCCACGCCAUCGCCGGCGUCACCGCCGUCUACGUCUGCUUCGGCGUCUGCGGCUACCUCGCCUACGGCGACGUCACCAGAGACAUCGUCACUCUCAAUCUCCCCAACAACUGGUCCACCGCCGCCGUCAAGAUCGUGCUGUGCGUCGCGCUGGCGCUCACGUUCCCGGUGAUGAUGCACCCGAUCCACGAGAUCGUGGAGGCGCGGCUGUUCCCGUCGGCGGGCGGGUGGGCGCGGAAGCGCGCGGCGGUGCAGGCGAGCCGCGUGGCGGUGGUGGGCGCGGUGACGGCGGUGGCGUGCUUCGUGCCGGCGUUCGGGGAGUUCGCGGCGUUCGUGGGGAGCACGGUGUGUGCGCUGCUCUCCUUCGUGCUCCCGGCGCUGUUCCACCUCCGCCUCGUCGGAGCGGCGGCGAGCGCGUGGCGGCGCGCGGUGGACGGCGGCUUCUUGCUCCUUGGGCUGGCCUUCGCGGCCCAUGGGCUUUACACGGUUGUCUCGGGCCUCUGAACUGGGCCGUAAUGGGCUCUCCUCGCCGUCCAAUCCCAAUCCAGCAGCUUCUCUCUUCCAGUAUAUAUUUUUCCAGACAUUUUUCAAGACGUGUAUAAUGUACUACACUAGAUUAGCAUACUAGAAUUUUUUUUUUCUUCCAAUAAUGUAAAAGCGUUACAUUUGCAGCUAAUUUUGCAUGUAGGAACACAAUUUCCUUAUACUUUUUACUACUUUUUCAAUAGUUCACUUUUGGUGUCGAUUUUUUUUUUAAAUAAAACAAUAGAAAUAGUUUACA